This is a messenger RNA of Cuscuta epithymum, 2118 nucleotides long. The record is from the annotation of a GenBank genome assembly. NCBI's taxonomy places the organism in Eukaryota, Viridiplantae, Streptophyta, Magnoliopsida, Solanales, Convolvulaceae.
CUAGACUAUUCUGAUACUGCGUAGGCUUUCGAUCCUUGACUGUUCCAGAACCAUUGGAAUCUUAUUUACAGUUAGUUAAUGAAUUAUCCCAGGCGGAAUUUUCUGGGUUGAUUACAGUUGAUGAAAUGCUUCCACGAAAAACCCACCGCGCCGUUUUCUUCUUUCUCUGUCUUCUGUUAUCUCCUUCUCUUUCUGCCUCUUCAUCUUUCCAGAAGAAGAAGCGCCAAAUCGAUGGACCCAUUAAAACCAUUGUUAUCCUGGUUAUGGAGAAUCGAUCUUUCGAUCAUGUUCUCGGCUGGCUCCGGGCUUCCCGACCGGAUAUCGACGGGUUGACCGGUACCGAAUUCAACCACGUCAACGCCUCCGACCCCUCGUCGGCUAAGGUCUUCGUUUCCGACGACGCCAUCUUCGUGGACUCCGACCCGGGCCACUCGAUCCAAGCUAUCCGGGAGCAGAUAUUCGGGUCGAACGACACCCUGGCUGACCCGGCGCCGAUGAAUGGGUUCGUGCAACAAGCGUUGAGUAUGGGCGUGGAGGGUUUGGAAAACACAGUCAUGAGUGGAUUCAAGCCGGAGCUCGUUCCGAUCUACACCGAUUUAGCCAAUGAGUUCGCCGUUUUCGACCGGUGGUUCGCGUCGGUGCCGGCGUCGACUCAGCCGAACAGGUUCUACGUUCACUCGGCGACUUCUCACGGAGCCUCCAGCAAUGUUCGGAAAGACCUAAUCCAUGGAUUCCCUCAGAAGACGAUCUUCGAUUCGUUGGACGAGAAUGGCCUCAGCUUUGGCAUUUAUUACCAAAAUAUCCCUGCCACCCUCUUCUUCAACUCCCUCCGAAAGCUCAAACACAUUUCCAAGUUCCAUAGCUACCCACUUAAGUUCAAAUUGCAUGCUAAGCUGGGGAAGCUUCCAAACUACGUCGUGAUAGAGCAGAGAUACUUUGAUGUUAAACAGUUUCCAGCUAAUGAUGACCAUCCAUCUCAUGAUGUGGCGCUUGGACAGAGGUUUGUGAAGGAGGUUUAUGAAACUCUGAGAGGCAGUCCACAGUGGAAGGAGAUGGCAUUGUUGAUUACUUAUGACGAGCAUGGCGGGUUCUAUGAUCAUGUCCCUGCCCCUGUUUCCGGGGUGCCUAACCCGGAUGGGAUACUAGGGCCAGAUCCUUACUACUUCAAGUUUGAUAGGUUGGGGGUGCGUGUGCCAACGCUCUUGGUUUCUCCAUGGAUUGAUAAGGGCACUGUGAUUCAUAAACCAAAUGGUCCACAGCCAUCUUCACAAUUUGAACACUCUUCCAUACCAGCAACAGUCAAGAGGCUCUUUAAUCUGGAUUCAAGCUUCUUGACCAGAAGAGAUGCAUGGGCUGGUAGUUUUGAUACCUACUUCCGCCUGCGUGACAUGCCACGUGAUGAUUGUCCAGAAACACUUGCGGAUGUGACAAUAUCAUUAAGACCAAAUGGACCAAAAGAAGAUGCCAAGCUCUCUGAAUUCCAAAUGGAGCUGAUCCAGCUGGCAUCACAGCUGUGUGGGGACCACAUCCUGGGCACAUACCCCGAGAUCGGGAAGGGCAUGAACGUCAGUGAAGCCAACCGGUACGUAGAGGAUGCUGUUGAGAGGUUCCUGGAGGCGGGAAGGGCUGCCCUGAGAGCAGGAGCAAACGAGUCUGCAAUAGUCACAAUGAGACCGGCUCUUACUAGUAGGACAUCCACUGGACCCUCCAUUGUCACCGCCUAAACAGGAACAAGCAAGGGUAAAACCUUUAUAGUAAGAUACACAAAGGUCUGAAGUAAAAACCGAUACGGCCUGGAUUCUCCGCUUCACAAGCACACUGGUGGCUCCACAACCAGAGGCGGAUCCGCGGAUCCAACGGGAUGUGUGCUGGGGCUAGCCUGCCCCUCAUCAACCCCACCCCCGAUGUGUAUAUAUAGCAUAUAUUUAUACUACAUAUGUAGUAAAAUUUAAUUAGUGUGCAAAAAUUUGACUGCAUAAGUUGUAUGUAAAUACUCCUUUAUAGCGUUAAACAUCUGUCACUUUUCGCUAACUAUGUACACGCACAAAGCAUAGUUUUAUCCGUGUUUAUUCGUAUUCACUAUCACUUUUCAUCUUUUAUAGUUUUAUUUAAUUCCCC